UCAGAAUCAAUAAAUUGAAGGAAGAUGUUGACAUGUUGUUUAAGACUUGCAGUAAUAGUUUAGAGAAAAUGAAGUUGGUGGAUGCAAUCCAACGCCUAGGAAUAGCACACCUCUUUGAAAUACAGAUAUGCACUGCUCUAAGUGACAUACAUGAAAAUGAACUCAAUAUCUCUAGCCUCCGCGAGGUUGCUCUUCGGUUCCGCCUUCUUAGGGAACAUGGCCUUUGGGUAUCUCCAGAUGUAUUCAAAAAGUUUAGGGGCGAAGAUGGGACCUUUAACGAGUAUAUAACAAACGAUCCAAAGGGACUCAUAUGUCUCUACAAUGCAGCAUACACGUUAACCCAUGGCGAGCCAGAACUGAAAGACGCCGUCUCUUUUGCAAGGCAUCAUCUAGAAUCACUGGCGUCGAGCCUUGGGUCCCCUUUAGCAGAGCAAGUCAAGCGUGCCCUUCAUGUACCACUACCAAGGACCUAUAGGAGGUUGGAGGCGCUGCACUACAUGCCAGAAUAUGAACGAGAAGAAGGGCACAGUCCAAUCCUUCUAGAGCUUGCAAAGCUGGAAUUUAACCUCCUCCAAGCUGUCCAUUUGAAGGAGCUCAAAGAAAUCUCCGAGUGGUAUAGUGAUUUUAAGGGAUACGUGGGGUUAAGUUUUGCUCGGGACCGUGUGGCGGAGUCCUACCUUUGGGGCUAUUGUGUGUUCUACGAGGAAGAGCACACACUCACACGAAUGAUCUUUGCCAAGUUAGUUAUUCUGCACACGCUGUUGGAUGACACCAAUGAUGUUGGUGCCACCUUGGAGGAGUACAGGAAGCUCGAUGCAGCCAUACAAAGAUGGGAUGAGAGCGCCGUUUCUCUUGUGCCAGGGUAUCUGAAGAAGUUCUAUAAUAAACUGCUAAUCUGCUUUAAGGAGUUCGAUGAUGAAUUGAGACUCAAUGGGAGAUAUUCAAUUGAUCACAUGAAGAAGGAGUACCAAAUUAUCUAUUUUUUCCAACAGCAGUCGAGUUGUUAUGUCCAAGAAGCUGAAUGGUUGCACAAAAAUCACAAGCCGGGGUUGGAAGAUAAAUUGUAUUUGGCUGCCAUGUCCCUAGGCGCGGUACAGCUAUGCGUGUAUAUGAUGGUUUGCUUGGGUAAUGAAAUGCCCAAGGGAGCACUGGAGUGGGCACUUGGAUACCCUGAUGUCGUCAUGGCAUGCGCCAAGAUUGGGCGCCUAAUGAACGACCUUGCUGCUUCAUCCAAACCCCGGGACAACAGGGACGUGGCCAACUGCGUGGAGUGCUACGCCGGUGAGCACAAGGUCACCGAAGAGGUCGCCUUUGCUGCCAUCGACUCGAUGAUAGAAGAUGAGUGGAGGACCACCAACCAAGCUCGAUUCCAACAUGGCCGUGAGCUGCUGCCUGCGGUGCAACGGGUCGUCAACUGCACUCUCAGUUGGCCGGUGUACUACGGUGAUAGGAAAGAUGCCUUCACCUUCAGCUCGCAUCUUGAAGACAUCAUCAAGCGCCUCUUUGUCAAGCCCAUUCCCAUCUAG
Messenger RNA from Aegilops tauschii subsp. strangulata, 1526 nucleotides. Its product is annotated as tau-cadinol synthase-like. Gene Ontology annotation, biological process: terpenoid biosynthetic process. The record is from RefSeq and is a predicted model, not a curated record. Lineage: Eukaryota; Viridiplantae; Streptophyta; Magnoliopsida; Poales; Poaceae. Gene Ontology annotation, molecular function: terpene synthase activity; magnesium ion binding.